GGCCGCCUUUGCCCGCUCGCCCCGCAGUGCCAGGCCCGGGCGGCGCGGGAGGGCGCAGGGGGCGGAGGCGCGGCAGGGGCGGGCUCUGUCGCCCCCCACCCCCUCCCAGCCCGCCACUGGGGCCAGUGGCAGGAGCGCCGCGCACCACCAGCCGCAGGGGGCGUGGGAUGGGGGAGGUAGGGGAGGGGGGCGCCCGCACCGACUAGAGCCAACUGCACACUUCAAAAGGGUGUCAGGCUGCGCUCCCCUCUCGCGGCCCGGGAACUUCGAAGCGACCCGUGCUGCCCCGGCUGCCGCGCUCCGCUCUGGGGCCUGCAGCCCCGGCGUGGCCGCCUGGUGGCCAUGACCCGGGCGCUCCGCUCCGUGCUCCGCCAGGCUCUCCUGCUGCUCACCGCGGCCGCCGAGCUCUCGGCAGGACUGAAAUGUGUAUGUCUUUUGUGUGAUUCUUCAAACUUUACCUGCCAAACAGAAGGAGCUUGUUGGGCAUCAGUUAUGCUAACUAAUGGAAAAGAACAGGUGAUCAAAUCCUGUGUCUCCCUCCCAGAAUUAAAUGCCCAAGUCUUCUGUCAUAGUUCCAAUAAUGUUACCAAAACUGAGUGCUGCUUCACAGAUUUUUGCAACAACAUAACACUGCACCUUCCAACAGCCUCACCAAAUGCUCGAAAACUUGGACCCAUGGAACUGGCUGUUGUCAUUACUGUGCCUGUUUGCCUUGUGUCCAUAGCUGCCAUGCUGACAGCAUGGGCCUGCCAAGGGCGGCGGUGCACCUACAGGAAGAAAAAGAGAUCGAAUGUCGAGGAACCGCUCUCUGAGUGCAACCUCGCAAACGCUGGAAAGACCCUGAAAGACCUGAUCUAUGAUGUGACUGCCUCUGGUUCUGGCUCUGGUCUGCCUCUGUUGGUUCAAAGAACAAUUGCGAGAACGAUUGUACUUCAGGAAAUAGUAGGGAAAGGUAGAUUUGGUGAGGUGUGGCAUGGAAGAUGGUGUGGGGAAGAUGUGGCUGUGAAAAUAUUCUCCUCCAGAGACGAGCGAUCAUGGUUUCGAGAGGCAGAAAUUUAUCAGACGGUCAUGCUGCGACAUGAAAACAUCCUGGGUUUCAUUGCUGCUGAUAACAAAGAUAAUGGAACUUGGACUCAACUUUGGCUUGUAUCUGAAUAUCAUGAACAGGGCUCCUUAUAUGACUAUUUGAAUAGAAAUAUAGUGACAGUGGCUGGAAUGAUCAAACUGGCACUUUCAAUAGCUAGCGGUCUAGCUCACCUUCAUAUGGAGAUUGUUGGUACACAAGGGAAACCUGCUAUUGCUCAUCGAGAUAUAAAAUCAAAGAAUAUUUUAGUGAAAAAAUGUGAAACUUGUGCUAUAGCAGAUUUGGGGUUGGCUGUGAAGCACGAUUCAAUACUGAACACUAUUGACAUACCUCAGAAUCCUAAAGUAGGAACGAAGAGGUAUAUGGCUCCUGAAAUACUUGAUGACACAAUGAAUGUGAGUAUCUUUGACUCCUUUAAACGAGCAGACAUCUACUCUGUUGGUCUGGUUUACUGGGAAAUAGCCCGCAGAUGUUCAGUUGGAGGAAUUGUGGAGGAGUACCAGCUGCCUUAUUAUGACAUGGUGCCUUCAGAUCCCUCGAUAGAGGAAAUGAGGAAGGUUGUUUGUGACCAGAAGCUCCGACCAAAUAUCCCAAACCAGUGGCAAAGCUGUGAAGCACUCCGAGUCAUGGGAAGAAUAAUGCGUGAGUGUUGGUAUGCCAACGGGGCAGCCCGCCUAACUGCCCUUCGUAUUAAGAAGACUAUUUCUCAACUUUGUGUCAAAGAAGACUGCAAAGCCUGAUGAUGAUGAUCGUGUUAAGAAGAAAUCUCUUUCAACUUUCUUUCCCAUUUUCCCUCUUUAUGUGAAUGUUUUGUCCUUUUUCUUUUUUGGUUCUACCUCAAACAUAAUGCAGUACAGUAUUUAAGUGCCCACCGGCAGCGUGAAAAGGUAACUCUAAGCAUGAGCAGGAGUUGACUUCAUCCAGUCUCCAUGUCGUGUUUAAUUUUAUUUUGAAAAGCAACACAUCAAUUCAUCUUUUCAUUUAAUGAGAAGGAACGACAUUACAAAGCAUAAAAUAAGCUGUAUAAAAAUAAUGAAGUCAUUAAGGUUUUAUUUUACUUGAACCAAGAACACAUGAAUGAAUAGACAACAAAUAUAAAAACUAUUUUUUUCUGAAGAAGAAAAUACAUUCAUUGAUGUGAACUAGAGCAUGUUAUGUUUAAACAGAACUUUGGGUCAUGCAAUCAAUGGCUUUCCCUUUUUAGAUUAACAGGACCUUUUAAAAAUAGUAAAUAUUGCUCUGAAUUCUAAAAUAUAAAACACAUGAAAGUGGAGCUGCUCAGUGGAAGAUGUAAGCAAGGUCACAGUCCCACUUGCUUGGUCUCUCCUCCGCUAUUCCCAUGCUGUUCAUAAUCCACUGCUGCAGCCAUCCCUGGGGCAGGUGGUUUGAAAGCCACUGACCUUGUGACUUCCUCUCAUUUAUAAAAGAGACACCUGAUAGGCUGGGACACUGAGAAAUGUCUUAAAGUUGCACACCUAAUGGUGGAGCUGGCACUAAAUCUUAUGAUAAUCAACACUGAUAGAGUCAGCUAGUCUGCUUUUUUUUCAAUUCCUAGAAUACUUCUCUCCCUGUGAAAAAGCAUUUUUUUUUUCUGUAGAGACAGAGUCUAACUUUAUGGCCCUCGGUAGAGUGCCGUGGCCUCACACGGCUCACAGCAACCUCCAACUCCUGGGUUUAAGCGAUUCUCUUAGGGGCCUCAGCCUCCCGAGUAGCUGGGACUACAGGCGCCCUCCACAAUGCCCGGCUAUUUUUUGGUUGCAGUUUGGCCAGGGCCAGGUUUGAACCCGUCACCCUCAGUAUAUGGGGCCGGCGCCUUACCGACUGAGCCACAGGCGCCGCCCGAAAAAGCAUUUUUUACUGUGAUAUUUGUAGUUUUGUCAUUCAAAAGUCAUAGAAUUAUUUUGCAGGUUCACAAUACACCUGCAUGAGACCUUAGACCAUAUCUGUUGACAGUUUCCUCAUAGAAGUAUCUGUUACCCCAUUUGUUAAUGAGUAUUAACAUUCUUAAAAUAACUCCAGAGAUUAAUCAGACCAACUAUCUAUUAUGUCAAGAUAUCUUAAGAUGUAAUUCAGAGCUCCCUAUUACUUUUGUAUAUACACAUUGAGAAAGAAAAGGACAGAAAAAAAGGAGGAAGCAAGAACAUAUUUUGAGAAAAAUGAAAACGCUUCAAUGAAGUGUAACAAACCAAACUCUACGAAGUAUAUCAGCAACAAUAACUAGGUAUUUCAAAAUUACAGAAACGUGCUCAUGAUAGUUUUGCCUUCAUUCUUCCUUCUGUGGAGACAGAGGGAUGAAUAUUUGUGGGGACAUUAAACAUGCCCUUCAAAUCUGUAAUACUGCCUUGGUGAAGGAAUUUAACAUGAUAUCUUUUAUUGUUCUAAAACAUUUUUUUUUCCCAAACUCUGUUCCUUAGAGCAGAGUUAUUCUUCUGCUGAGAUAAUCCAAGAUCAAAAGUAUUCUUUGAUAGGUUCUUAAAAAGUGAUACUGCACAUGGUGGUGCUUGUGGCUCAAAGGAGUAGGGUGCCGGUCCCAUAUGCCAGAGGUGGCAGGUUCAAACCCAGCCCUGGCCAAAAACUGCAAAAAAAAAAAAGUGGUACUGCACAUUAGCAUAUAAUGUACUACUUUGAGGAGUAAAGUAAAUGUUAACAGUAAAGAAAUGUUACUUGAUUUUUUACAACUGGAUUUCUCCAAUUAUUUCACCAUGGUGAAAUCCUUUUAUUAGGAGGAGGAAAAGCUUUUUCACUGUCCCAUGUUUAAGUGUUCUAAACAGUGCAACUUGAGUUAGUGUUCUCUGAAGGAUAUACCUAUGUAUUUUCACAUAAUAGAGUAUGAUUUAGUGAUUAUACUUCAUUUUGUUAUGUGAGUAUGUUACUGAACCCAUCUUUGUUUGACUAAGUUGAAAAUAAGGCAAAAAAAAAGGGACAGUUUUACAUACACGUCCAUUCUCAUUCAUGCAUCCAUUCAUUUCUUAAAUAAUUUUGGAGCACCCUGUAUUUUGCUUGCCACAAUAUUGGGUGCAAGAGGGAGAAUAAAAAAAUAGAGAGGUCCUGCCCUCAGGGAUUUUAAAGUCUAAUUUGGGAACAGGAAUAGGGAUGUGCGUGUGUGGGGGAAAAAAGUAAAUUGACAGAUAAAAUACAAAGUGGGAUGUCUUGAGUUCUGUAUGACAGUGGGAUUCUAGAAUAGGUCUGAAAAUCACUUUCAAUUUGAAACACAUUUAGAAAGUAUCUUUAUUUGGAUAUUAGAGACAAUCUAAAUAUAUCAUCGGUUUUAAAAAGUGCCUAUUGAAGGGAUUUUUAAAAGACUUCAUUUAAAAAUGGAUAAUCUUGCUUGUGCUUGCUACCUUGAUCUGUCAUAGAUUGUUUCUGCAUACCUGAGAACAAGGUUAUUUAUUUACUGUGGUUGUACUCCAGUCUCAAAUAAAUGAAAAUACUAUUUUCUGUUUUAUUCCCUGAAAUACUUAUUCACAUUAUAAUUAUUUAAUUUUUAAGAGAGGUGUUUUACUAUCUCCAUUUUCCUGGUUGUUAUGUUUUAUAGUUUAUUUGAGAGUGUCUAAAUAUAAUUUCAUAUGUUAUUGGUUCGCCUUUCACUCUGGAGAAAUCUGACGUUUGUAAAUUUUGGUAUAUCUUUUUCUUGUGUUGGUUAACCAUAACUCCUAACGGAAUAGUCUUAUAUUUCUAAUUACAAAAUACAUUUUUUAGGAAAGGGGGUAGAGCAACAAAAACGAUAAGGAAAAUGUUAAAAGCUGUAAUUUUUCCUAAACUCUCAACAGGAUUAUACAUAGAAAAUGCUCACAUAUAAAAAUAGGAUGAAGUUGAGCGUAUCAGGCAGAUUUUCUGUAUAUACCUAUGCUGUUAUAUUUUAUAUUAUUUGUUUUUAAUGGAGUCCCAUUGUGCAAUAUUUACUCUUUUCAAUUUUGUUAGGAGUGAAAAAUAUUCUUCUUAGGUUAGCCUCAAAGUAUCAGUGUUCUUUGCUCCUUUCAGAUAUUUUGGCAUUUGGGCAUAAUAUAAGACUUGGGAAAAUGCUACUACGAAUUUUCAGUACUGUAUGAAGGGGUGAUGGGGUUUGUAUGCAGCAUCACUUGCUGAAAAUAAAAGAAACAUUAUUUGUUGUCAAUAUUUGAGCAUGAACUUGUUGCCUUGUAAGUUAUGCGUUUAAGUUUGUAAUUGGUACAGAUCCUGUUGUGUGCUUUCUUCUAUGUCUAAAAUAUUUGGCAUGUCACAUCUAGAAUUCUUAAUUUAUGUUCUGACUUGAGAGCUAAGUGAAACAUGACUGUCGUGCACUAUUUUAGGCAUAGCACUUGCUUUUCAUCGUUAUACUUUCAAUUAACUUUGCAUUUUAAAUUUCCAUGAUUGUAUGAAAAUAGUAACCUGGUUGCAGUGUCUGAAAAAUUCAAGAUCAGCUUUUAUUUAAAAAUGAAAAUCUACAAUAGAUUCAUUAGGUUCAAAAUCCUACAAUAAUUUAUGAUUUGAGUACUUCUACUAUUGUAGAAUCACUCAACAAAAACAAAACAAAACUACUUCUGUUAUCCUGGAAUUUUGCCACCAUGCGAGUUACUGGGGCAGAGAAAACUCAGGGCUAUCUUGGAGACUACGCAAAAGUACCAGGGUAUCUACUUAGCAGAUAACCUGAAAGCAGGGCCAGGACAUUUGUCAUUAUAUACAAAAUUGGAGUGAACGACUUUGUGAGGGGAUAGUUUUUGAUUGAUUAAAAUAAAUUUGGAAAUGUGUCUGAUUAAAAAAAAUUAUCUCAAUGUGGAGAUUUUAUUUUCCACUAAGAAAUUAAGUAAUAGUUACAAAAGAAUAAACAUUGGCAGAUGUUUAUUAAUGUUUAUUUAUAUAAUAAAUUAAUAUAAUCUAAGUAGAUUACAUUCUACUUAGAAAUGUUUAGUACUGGUAUCAUAAAAUGGUGCCAUCAUGGUUUUCAAAGAUACUCUAAACACUUUUUCUCUCAUGAAACAUACCACUUCUGUGUUUGACCCUGCUUUGUUCUAGAUCCAUAUGCUACUGCCUACCUGGACUUUAUUCUCUAGUGAAGAGAAUAAUCCCUUUGAACUUUAGAGCUUCUUAUAAACAACAAAAAACUAGGUUGGACCGUAAAGUUUUCAUUAAAAUUUUGAUAUUAAGUAGAAUUUUUAUAGCAUAGGCAUUUAAAAAAGUGUUUUAAUGCAAAUAUUCACAUAUCUGAUUUUCUUUUUUUCUGUAUACUCUUACUUUAUGUUUCAUUAUUUUUCUCACCUUUUAAAAAUUGUUUUAGUAUUCCCUCACUGUCAUCUAAAACUCUGGUUAGUAUCUAAUUGAAAAAAAAAAAAGUAACUGUUACUUAAUCAUUCUGGAAUAUAGCCUUCUAGUGAAAGGGAAUUCCUUAGUGGUCUAAAUUAUUUCAGAUGUGUCAAAACGAAAAUCAGAUUUAGGACUUAGGAAGAAUGUAAGACAUUUUGCAACUUGAUUCCGAUAUUUUAUGGAUGAAGAAACUAAGGAUCAGAGAUUAAAUGACUUCUAUGUAUUAGCAGAACUGAUAUGAAAACCCAGUGGUGACAUCCAGCAUUGUGCCUUCCCAUAUCCCCAACUCUUAUUAAUUAAAAAAUAAAUUAGCAUUCAUCCAAACCUGCCUUGAAUGGACAUUAACAUAUGUGCCACUUGGCGAUGAUCAAAUCCCACUUCUCUUUGUAUUUCUACCAAAAUUAUUUGCUUGCUCAGGGUGAAGGCAGUGAGAAAAUUUAAAAUAGGCUAAGAAAGAGGUACAAUACAGGUGUAAAACUAAGUGGGCUACCAUUGGGGUGCUGAUAAAAUUGAGGAGUAACAUUUUGAACUGUGAAAGGAUAGUAUUUGUUGGUUCAAGUAAUGAUUCAAGAAGUUUCAUGAUGUCCUCCCCUCUUUCUGUAAGAAUUGUGCUUUCUCUUUUUGCAUUGGAACGGGGAAUGACAGAUGAUCUGGUAGUUGAAUCUGGGAUUGUAUCUAGUGAUGUAUUAUCUGACUUUUUUGUUCUUUUAUUAGUUUCUCAUUAGUUUAUUUUCAGUUUUUAUCUUCUUUCACAGCAUUAAAAAUCUGUUUGUCCUAUUUCAUCAAUCCCAAAUCACUCUCCAAGUCCUUUCUUUCUUUAGUUAUAUUGUACCCCUAUCUGAAUUUCUAUGGACUGAACUACUUAAGGAGAAUUUAAUUUCUCCACCUCAAUAUAAAAGGUCUCACUUCUUGACUUCUCUAGUAAUUCUUCACUUGACAUCCUAAAAAGGGGAUUUGGAAUGGCAGAGGUGACUUUCUUUUAAACCUUAAAAAGACUAGCUGUCUGGUUAUAGUUUAGCUUUUAGGUAAUCUACAAAGAAUGUCUACUUUUGCUUUAAUACUAGCUUCCACUUGAGAGACAGUGAUUUGGAAAGACAAUAUGAACCAUAUAUCCCAUACUGUGAUUGCUAAAUUUCUUUUUGUUAUUUUAUACCUUUGCUUUGUUUUACUUUUGUCAUCUUUUUAAACUAAAUCCUUGUGGAAUAUAAUAUAUUGAAAUUAGGUAAUAGUCCCCAUUUAAAAUCUCCCUUAUUAAGUACCAUCAGGACAUAUUUUUCUAUUUCAGUUGUAGAUGACCACAGUGCUUGGGAAAAUAUGGUCUCUAUCUCAUCUUGGAUUUUAAUAUUUUUAAGUGUGACUGUAUUUCCUGAUCAUUGGUCCAUGUUAUCCUAUAAGAGGUUUUCCCUCUAGACCUAGAAGUUUUAACUGCAAAAUUUUUACUAUGGGCUACAUAAAUCUGAAUGUUGAUAGGGCCACCGUGAAUCUGAGUGCAUUAGGAAAUUAAUUAACCUUACACCUGCUGUCACCACAUCCAGUUGGGCUUGUUGUGCUCUACCUAAAUAUUCCCAGGGAAGGGCAGUUCAGGGCUAAAAUUCAAACUGCAAUCUGCUCCUCUAUCUAGACAAAAUUUUAUAUAUAUUUUGGAGUAAAGCACCUUACAUGCUUACAUAUCUUCAGAUAAUGGCCCAGUUUAUACACCAUCAGAAAGGGAAAUUUGAAAACUCAAAAUAGUCUCAGAAAUCUGCAAAUUAAAUAGAGAAUUUAGAAGAAAAAUGCUUUAGCUUUUCAUGUUGGCAUUCCCAAAAGAAGAAAGGUUGUAUGUUUGUGCUGUUGAUUUAAUUUUUCCACACAAUCUGUAGCAAAACCCGUGGACCCUAAAUUUGAUAUCCUCACAGAGUUUUCCUUCCAUGCAUGAAGCUAUUUAUUGACUUUGCUUAUAAAGAGAGGAUUACUUUCCUAAAUUCUGUCAAACAAAUGCAAUAGAAUGACAUUUACCGAUAUCGUAUCAAUACCAAUAAUAUAUUUCCUUCACAGGCUACGUAAUAGUAAUGAUAUAUUUUUAAAGAUCCAGCUCUUCUCUCUUUAUACAAAGUGAAGGCAUCUGAGCCAAAAUAUUAAAUUCUAGUUCAUUUUCACAAUGACUAGUAUCAAACUCAUGUACUCUUCUGAUCCUUGACUGGUGAAGACUAUUCAAACUUGAUCUGUGUUUAAGGUCUUAAAAUGCCCUAAAAACAGAAAAUUAUAUUCAGAUCUCAAAAGAGGAAUUUUGGAUUGACUUUCAAAGUACUAAUACUAAUUAUACUUUUCUUUUGGUAGCGUGACUCUUCUUACACCUAAGAACAUAUUACAAAUGUCAAAACCAUUGCAUUUUGACAUUGCAAAACAUGCCUUGAACUCUUGAACUACUGUGAAAAGAAUCACCGUUGUAAAGACUUUUUUGUAAGCUAGCUAAUACUCUUAAGUAUGUUAAAAAGAUACUGCUUUUCAACAUUCAGGCCCAAAUGAAUGUAUAUAAGAAAUAUGAAAAAGCAAAUUAGGUUUUAAAAAAAGGAGAAUUAGAUAACAAAUUGUAUCAAAAUAUGAAGAUGAGGAUUUUAGUAGUUGCAAUUUAAUGGUGGAAGGGGAAUAGAAUUCCAGUUUCUGAGAAAUGAGUGAUAUUCAGAUGUUUCAUUGAUUUCUAGUCUGUGAAAAUAUGCAUUUUUAUAGUAAUAUAUAAAUACAUAUUUUAUUUUAAAAUGAUAGUAUUUUAGGAUUUAGUAAAAAGUCAAUGAUAAUCCUUUAUACCAAAAUGUUUAAUUUUACCAACAGCAAGUCUUAAAAAUUAUUUAUUUUAAAGCUUUUUAAUAUUAUUGCAUAACUUUCAUCUGUCUUCAAAUGUAAAUAUUUAUCUGCCUAAAUGUUAUAUUUUUAUGUAUGCAUUUUCUGAAAAUGUAUUGUUUUGUAAAGUAGCAAAGAUAAUAAAUUAAGCAUUUCUUGAACUUGUUUUUGUGAAGCAUAUAGAGCUCUAUUUUAAAUAAAAGAGAAUGUG
Messenger RNA from Nycticebus coucang (slow loris), 9392 nucleotides. RefSeq names its product activin A receptor type 1C (gene ACVR1C). The coding region runs from base 343 to 1824 and encodes 493 amino acids. NCBI's taxonomy places the organism in Eukaryota, Metazoa, Chordata, Mammalia, Primates, Lorisidae. The record is from RefSeq and is a predicted model, not a curated record. Gene Ontology annotation, molecular function: activin receptor activity, type I; ATP binding. The transcript has 9 exons. Gene Ontology annotation, biological process: cellular response to growth factor stimulus; activin receptor signaling pathway; nervous system development. Gene Ontology annotation, cellular component: activin receptor complex; plasma membrane.